Lolium perenne is the source of this 1594-nucleotide messenger RNA. Its product is annotated as RNA demethylase ALKBH9B-like. Gene Ontology annotation, biological process: mRNA catabolic process. Lineage: Eukaryota; Viridiplantae; Streptophyta; Magnoliopsida; Poales; Poaceae. The record is from RefSeq and is a predicted model, not a curated record. Gene Ontology annotation, molecular function: demethylase activity; mRNA binding.
UGCACCUCCAACCACAGCGCCAGCCGCCAAUCAAAUCCUUGCGUCGCGCGCUCGAGCUUGUCCCAGAUCCCCUUGCUCUGCCCUCUUCUCCAACACCAGUCACCGCCGCCAUGUCGUCGUCGCCGCUGCUGUCCGACGACGGCGUGAGCCGAGUGCGCCGCAAGAAGGACUUCUCGCACAUGGACCGCCUCGACGGCCGCGCGGUCAACAUCCUCCAGGGCCUCGAGCUCCACACCGCCGUCUUCUCCCCGGAAGAGCAGCGCGCCAUCGUCGCCGCCGUCCUCGACCUCCAGGACCGCGGCCGCCGCGGCCACCUCCGAGAGCGGACCUACUCGGAGCCGCGCAAGUGGAUGCGCGGCAAGGGCCGCGCCACCAUCCAGUUCGGCUGCUGCUACAACUACGCCGUCGACCGGGACGGCAACCCGCCGGGCAUCGUGCGGGACUCCGCCGUCGACCCGCUCCCGCCGCUGCUCGCCGCCAUGGUCCGCCGCCUGGUCCUCUGGCGCGUGCUCCCGCGCGCCUGCGUGCCCGACAGUUGCAUCGUCAACAUCUACGACGUGGACGACUGCAUCCCGCCCCACGUCGACAGCCACGACUUCCUCCGCCCCUUCUGCACCGCCUCCUUCCUCGCCGACUGCGACAUCCUCUUCGGCCGGACCCUGAAGGUGCUCGGGCCCGGGGAGUUCGGCGGGGCGGGCUCCACCUCCAUCAACUUGCCGGCCGGGUCCGUGCUCGUGCUCAACGGGAACGGCGCGGACGUUGCCAAGCACUGCGUGCCCGCCGUGCCGGCCAAGAGGAUCUCGAUCACCUUCAGGAAGAUGGACGCCGGCAAGGUCCCGUUCGGGUUCACCCCUCACGCCAUGCUGCAGAACCUUUCCGCCGCGGCGCCGCCCGUGGUACGGCCAGGAACGGCGAGCACAGGAGCGGCAGAGGGGAAGAGCCCUGGCGGCGUGCCUUUCAGUCUCUCCACCGACGAGUUCCCGUCUCUUGGCGGCUCGUCGCCUGCGAUGCGGCCAGCAACGGUGACCACGCCUCUUUACCGGCCCCAUAACACAGAAGCAGCAGAUCAGCAAAGCCAGAGCGCGGCCGCGAGAGCUGCAACGCCUAAGCAGCAGCAAGCGGCGACUCCUCAGAACAAGAAUCACGCGGCUCCUGUCACGGCCGGACAGAGCGCCGGCGGCGUGCCUUUCGGUCUCUCCACCGACGAGUUCCCGGCGCUUGGCGCCUUGCCAGCCAGCGGACGCCGACCAGGAAGGAGAUAGACAAAACAUUUUUAUUUUUUGAAAGAUAAAUCUAGUGAUGAUCAAGGAAAAAAAAUAGCGCGCUAUAACAAAAUAGAGUCAGCCGAAAAAUACGCUAUUAGCGUGCUAUAAAUUAGCGCGCUAUAGUGCCGGAAUGAAGUAGCUUGGGCUGUCUAGAAGAGCGCGCUAUUUUUUUCCAUGGUGAUGAUUCAUAUAUACUAGUAGGAGAGUGUUGUUUCUUCUUCUUUGUUUGAGCUCAUGUACGUGAAACAAGUUACAGCAUUCAUUCAUUCGAUGUACUACAAUCUUUACAAUGCGGUGGCAAUUUCAGCGAGAUGUAUCCUUUCCUAUUC